GCAAGGCCCUCAGUCCUACGUCAAGAGUAAAGGGACACGGAUCAUCAUGGAUCCAGACAUCAUGGCGUUCUAUGAAGGUCUGAGCACCACCAUCGAUUUUCAAGCGAUUCCAGAACCCGAUUCGAGGUUUGAGGUCAAAAAUCUUAUUGGUGAGGGGACGUAUGGGGAGGUGUACAAGGCGGUGGACAUAACCAAUCAAAAGGUAGUGGCCAUCAAGAUAUUGGAUGACAUCGGAGAAAACAUGGAGGAGAUCGAGGAAGAAUUCAGGGUUCUCUCCACUCAUUGGAUUCAUCCAAAUAUCCCGCACUUCAUUGGGCUAUUCUUCAGACGAGGGGACACCCGAAUAGAAGACCAAAUCUGGAUUGCCAUGGAGCUCUGUGAUGGAGGAUCUGUGGCAGAUCUAGUGACCUUUCACCUUCAGUAUGGUUUACCAGGCUUGCAAGAGGAGGAAAUUGCUUACAUCAUGAAUGAGAUCAAUCAUUCUCUGGAUUACUUGCAUAAACACAACACACUUCAUCGGGAUGUCAAAGGGAGUAAUAUUCUCCUAAACAAAGAGGGAGAGGUCAAGCUCAUUGAUUACGGAGUAGCUUGUGAGUUGAGCACUCAAAGUGCCCGCCGUCACACUUCGGUUGGCACGCCAUACUGGAUGGCGCCAGAAGUGAUCUUGUGCGAUGGUCAGCAAAUGGAAUAUGACUCUCGAUGUGAUGUUUGGUCUUUAGGAAUAACGGCUAUUGAAUUGGCGGAGGGCAAGGCGCCAUUGUCUGACCUACAUCCUAUGAGGGCGUUGUUUCAAAUUCCCAGAAACCCGCCUCCUGCCCUGAAAGACGAGAUGGAAUGGUCGAAGGAGUUCAUUGACUUUGUUCAUGAAUGCCUUACAAAGGACUACGAGGAAAGACCGGUUAUGGCCGAAAUAGCCGAGCACCCCUUCCUUCUGAAUGUGUCGCAAAACCCAACCUACAUUCAAAAAUCCUUGGCUAGGAGGAUUAAAAUGAUGCAGGAAACGGAUUUCAAAGGCAAGGUCGUUGAGCCCACCACAAAGAACGGCAAACUGAAGGAAAAGCGGAAGGAAAAGAGCACCCUCAUGCUCCGUGAUGACCUGGCCAGCUUGGAGUAUAUCAGUGAAGACAUCAUCCUGGACAACCUACGCAGACAUUUCCAAAUGAAGCAGAUCUAUGUCUACAUCGGGGAGAUCCUGUUGGCCAUCAAUCCUUACCAGGACUUGGGGCUCUAUUCAUCGAGGGAAAUGUAUCGCUACCGGAACGUUUCCAAGUUCGAUAACCCACCUCAUGCGUUUGCUCUGGCCAACCACGCAUAUCAUGCCAUGAUCCACGAAAAGAAAAACCAAAGAUUCGUGAUCACCGGAGAAUCGGGCGCCGGAAAGACGGUGACCUCCAAUGUGGUGAUGAAGAUGCUAGUGUAUCUUGGAAGAGCACCUCAUCGGAACAUUGAGGACAAGAUUCUUCAAAUCAAUCCCAUCUUGGAGGCCUUUGGGAAUGCCAAAACGCUUUGGAACGACAAUUCAAGUCGGUUUGCCAAGAUCAUUGAUCUCAGCUUCUCAAAAAUGGGCAAAAUCACUGGAGCCAAGAUCUAAGUGUUUCUGUUGGAACAUUCCCGAGUCACCAUGGCGCUAGACAAUACAUUUCAUGUGUUCAAGUGUAUUCUCCAAGGCCUUCAAUCUGAGGGCAAAUUGGCCGAGUUUGUCAACGAGGACCGAAUUCAUCUGACGGCCUCUCAGAAAGGUCAAAAGACGUUAGAGGACUACGAGCAACUGAAGAUUGCUUUCAAAACACUGGGCUUCCGACAAACGGAUUUGGACAUGAUAUACAGCAUCUUAAUUGCCAUUCAUUUGUUGAAUAAGGUUGAGUUCCAAUCAAUGACUUCGGAGGGAAAUGUGGACGGAAGUGGAGUGGGCGACAUGGAUCUCAUGCAAGACAUUGCCAAUCUGCUAGGAGUGUCCGUCAGUGAGUUGAUUCAUGCUUUGAUCAACAGCCAUAUUGCCACUCGAGGAGAAAUGAUCAUGAAAAGCAACUCAAUUCGCGAGAGUCACGCCACUCGAAAUGCAUUGGCCAAGGGUCUCUACUCAAGGCUCUUUGAUUUCGUGGUUGCAAGCAUCAACAAGCUGUUGUCGUACAGUCUUCAAGUCUAUGGUGAGAGUUCUUCCAUCGGAAUCUUGGAUAUCUUUGGAUUUGAAAAUUUUGAGAAUAACUCCUUGGAACAAUUGUGCAUCAACACGGCGAAUGAGCAGAUGAACUACUAUUUCCAUCAGUUCAUCUUUUGUUGGGAGCGCGAGGAGCAUGUUAUGGAGGAUGUCCCUUUCCAUGACAUCCUGUCCAAUGAUAACCGGGAUACUUUGGACCUAGUCCUAUCUAGACCCAUUGGACUGUUAUCCCUUUUGGAUGAAGAAUCAAAGUUCCCCUCAUCCACUGACAAGACUUUGACUGCAAAGCUGCACGCAAACUUAUCCAAAUACAACUCGUUCAUUCGACCCAAAACAGACUCUGCUCAAGAGUUCACGAUCCGCCACUAUGCAUUCACGGUCACGUACGACCCGAAAGGCUUUAUUGAGAAGAACCGCAAUUUCUUGUCCCCAGAAAUCGUGGUACUCAUGCGCCGCUCGAAAUAUGAAACCAUUCAGAGCCUGUUCAGUUCUCCCAUUUCCAAACAUGGUCGCCUGGCCAAUCCAACAGACAUGGAGCCGGGGAGAACCAACCAAUCAUACUCCCAGUCCCGCGCCCAGCAAAGCAUUGCCACCUACUUCCGAUACUCACUGAUCGAUCUCUUGAGGAUCACUCUAAACGGAGCUCCUCAUUUCAUCCGAUGCUUCAAACCGAGUCGAAACAAGGAAUCGGCCUUUGAUGACGAGUACAUGUUGAACCAGCUUCGAUACACCGGGGUUCUAAAUAUUGUGAGUGCCCGUCAAGAGGGGUUCACCCAUAGGCUCCCGUUUCCAGAGUUCCUGAGGAGGUAUUGCUUCUUGGGAUUCAGUUUUGAUGAAAGGGUGUUGGCCACCAAAGAAAACUGUCAGCUGUUAUUGCUGCGUUUACGAAUGGACGGCUAUGCUCUUGGGAAGACCAAGGUGUUCUUGAAGUACUACCAUAUUGAGUACCUCUCGAAGCAGUACGAGACUCAGAUCAGAAAAAUCGUCCGUGUUCAGGCGGUGGUCCGGCGGUGGUUGGCCUCCUUACGUUGCCAGCGGGAAAAAUGGAAUGUGGCGCGGAGCAUUUUCCUCAUGAAAAUAUUUGCCACCCGUUGGAAGAUUCGGACCAAAAAGCAAGGGGUUUUGAAGAAAAGCGCAAUUCGGAGGCAAUCUGAUGCCAAGAUUCCACCUCUGGGAUCUCCUACAGCAGAAAUCCACCUCAAGCGAGUGCGAUCCAAAUCCACGGCAGCAGUCGAGAUCCAACGCCAUAUCCGCGGCUACAUUGCCAGAAAGAAAAUAGGGUUGUUGCUGGCCAGAAAAGUGGAGUUGGCGGUGGGGGCCAAUGAUGCCGGGGAAAUCCAGAAGGUGAACCAAGAGCUUCAAGAGGAGGGUUUGACGCCAGACGAAGCCGCACGUCUCAUUCAGUCUGUUUUCAAGAAAUUACGGAACAAGCGGCGCCAACAAAGUUUGGAGGACGAGGGUGACGAGAUCGAGUUGGGCGGAGAGGCCAGUUCUGGCUUUUUCGGAACGGAAAUGAGGAAAUGGUCCAAUCCGGAAGUGCAGUCUUGUUUCAGCGAGCUGAUGCAAAUGGUCCAUAUAAGUAAUGUUGAGAUGCAUAAGUUUUUGAAGAGGAACAAGAACCCAGUCGACAUUGCUGACAUCAAAAAGACCACAGGAGACCGAUUGCUGUCAAUCGCCAUACCGCUUGACAACGAGGAAGAGGUCUCGUACCCUCACUUGAAGGAUCCCGACAUGCUUAGUCCGAUUGUGAAGCCCAAGGCAUAUUCCACCUCUUGUUUUUAUACGGAUUCUGGUCCCAGGGAGGAUUGGGAUAUGCCUCUGAAGAAGCAUGCUAAGCAGAUCUACAAAUCCAUGGAGCUCCGCUCCAAACAUGCCUCUCUCUCCAAACCCCAAGUUCUGAAUCCCAUCCAGUCCAUGGUGAUGGAGAACCAGUCCCGCAACCUGAUCAACGAGGUUCAGGCCAAGAUGGCUCCCAACUAUCACGCCAGUAAGGACCCGUCUCCCCAGCCCUCCCGCUCGCCUUCCCAAGCCUCAGGCAAGUUCAGCCCUCCCCGAGCUAAUCUGACCCCUUCCCCUCGGGCAGCUCCCAAACGGGCCAACUUUAUCCAGGACUUGAAGGCCCUUCAACGGAAAGGGAAUGGCAAUGGCAACGAUGACGAGGAAGAGGAACAGCCCAACGGUACCUUUGACUUCCGGACGAUUUUGAGGAAGACCGAAUUUGCGCCCACUGCUUCCCUUCGCCUAAGAAAGGGCUUGAGCCCUGGACGGCGACCUCCCAUCCCCAAACUGACCCCCGCGCCACCGCCAGAUGAGCCCCAGAAUCAAACCUCCCCGUCAACACCGGCUGUUGUUUUUAAUGACACGGUUGUGGACUUGUAAUCACGGUGGACGGCGCUUGGUCCAAGUAAAUGUCAAAAAACACACUCCAAGAGGCAGAUAACGAUUUCAUUUCCGUGUAUUAUUGGACAAAGAAUAUCGAAUAUAAUGGUACUGAUGGUUCUCUU
Molecule: messenger RNA, 4662 nt
Organism: Tigriopus californicus
Lineage: Eukaryota; Metazoa; Arthropoda; Copepoda; Harpacticoida; Harpacticidae
Gene: ninaC
Product: myosin-IIIb-like
Exons: 4
Biological process (GO): protein phosphorylation
Cellular component (GO): myosin complex
Molecular function (GO): cytoskeletal motor activity; protein kinase activity; ATP binding
Source: RefSeq, a predicted model, not a curated record